UCAUUUUAUUAAUUGAAUUAUUUUUUUAUUAUUUUCACUUAGAAGAACAAGAGCUAGUUUUCAUGACAGUCUUGAUGAUAAAAGAAAAUAAAAAUGAUUGAAUCAUGCCCUAAGAAACGUAUGGUUCUGGGAAUAUCAUUGUUGGGGCUCUUAACAAUUUUAGUAUUAGUUGUGGAAUCACAUUGGACAGAAUCCAAUAAGCACAGCAGAAAAUCUAAUUUCAUUGUGGAACAGAAUUCCACCUGCUGGGAAAAGGAAAAAUUUGAUGUAAUCAAGGAGUGUGAACCCUGUUCUGCGUUUGAAAUUCGUAGUAAAAACAUUGGUGUAUGUAUUCACACCCAUUACAAAGAAGUAUUGAAAUGUGCAAACGGUGAAACAGUUACAAGAAGUUGUGACAGAGCAGCUUAUAUCGGCGAACAAGCAUUUUGGAGGUUUGAGGGAUUUAUGUUUAUUGGUGGUCUCAUAUCUACUAUCUGUGUGGUAACCCGACGAAAAGUUCUGAAUCAAAGGAUACUCCAGCGAGUCCAGAGACAACUUGCAAAUUGUGUUUAAAAA
Leptinotarsa decemlineata (Colorado potato beetle) is the source of this 555-nucleotide messenger RNA. RefSeq names its product jumping translocation breakpoint protein JTBR (gene JTBR). Gene Ontology annotation, biological process: mitotic cytokinesis. Gene Ontology annotation, cellular component: centrosome; spindle; midbody. The record is from RefSeq and is a predicted model, not a curated record. NCBI's taxonomy places the organism in Eukaryota, Metazoa, Arthropoda, Insecta, Coleoptera, Chrysomelidae.